This is a messenger RNA of Striga hermonthica, 273 nucleotides long. NCBI's taxonomy places the organism in Eukaryota, Viridiplantae, Streptophyta, Magnoliopsida, Lamiales, Orobanchaceae. The record is from the annotation of a GenBank genome assembly.
AUGAGGAUGAUAAUGCAAAAAAGAUCGGCGGCGAUGGGGGCUGUGACGACGGCAUUGAUAGCCAUAGCCGCGGUGGCGCUUGGCUGGUGCACGAUCGAGAUCGCGUGCAAGCCCUGCCUCGAAAAAGGCCGCGACGCCAUAGAUCGCAAUCUCAACCCGGAUUACGACCCGGACGGCGAGUCCGCCGCCCCGGCCCUUCACGCGCCGCUUAAUCCAAGCAAAGUUGACGAUGAUGCCCCUGUGGCCUCUUCAGCCGCCGUCAAGCCCGUCUAA